AUGUUCUUCGUGCAAUUUGUCAAUGUGUGGACGUACUACAGAGAGUACAAUUUUGCCAUCUCGAUUGAAGAGGAGUACCGAGAAAACAUAGUUUUUCCAGGGGUCACACUGUGCAUUGAUGCCUGGUUGGAUUCUGUGAGAACGUGCACAUACACCAGCGGUAAAUGCGCCAAAAGCGAUCUAACGUACUCCGUUGGCCUUUAUUACGUGCAGAUCGAUCCGGAUCUUAGGAAAUUUGGCUCAUUUCCGCCGGACGAACUCUUUCAUUGUACGAUGCGGAACCCAAGCUGCGAGUCGUUUAAAUGUGUAGAAUCCAUGAAGGUGAGCUAUUUUCGCGCUCCGUCACAGCUUUGCUACACUCUUGACGUAGGUGCGUACCAACACGGGAUCGUCUCAAAAUGUAAAUCGCCGUGGAUGUACACAUUGGAGUUGAAGUAUCGUGUGAAUCGAUCCCGGGUCAUCACCUUUUUGCCAAAGAACAUAUACCCCUUGAUUGUACAUUCGCCUAAUAGCACCUUUCCGGACGCAUUAACGGCCAUCACGCUGCGACCUGGGACAGUCUACGAGCUCUCGAUGAAACAGGCUGCGCGGGUAUAG
Messenger RNA from Varroa destructor (honeybee mite), 597 nucleotides. RefSeq names its product DEG/ENaC-family ion channel pickpocket 31 (gene ppk31). Lineage: Eukaryota; Metazoa; Arthropoda; Arachnida; Mesostigmata; Varroidae. Gene Ontology annotation, biological process: sodium ion transmembrane transport. The record is from RefSeq and is a predicted model, not a curated record. Gene Ontology annotation, cellular component: plasma membrane. Gene Ontology annotation, molecular function: ligand-gated sodium channel activity.